Molecule: messenger RNA, 529 nt
Organism: Paraphaeosphaeria sporulosa
Lineage: Eukaryota; Fungi; Ascomycota; Dothideomycetes; Pleosporales; Didymosphaeriaceae
Exons: 2
Coding region: 69-449 (126 amino acids)
Source: RefSeq, a predicted model, not a curated record
GCCUUGUCUGCACUGCCAUCAAUUGUGUUUCCCUGCGCAUCCUCCUCUGCCCCAACCCAUAGCUUGUUAUGCCCUUGCCGAGCCGAUUCACCCGUGUUCGGCGCUGUUUCCGACAGAUCAAUGGCCUACAUGCUCCUACUUCCUUCCUUGUUUUCCCGCUUGCUUGCUUACUCGUGUCUUGGUGCGUGACAAGCACAGCAGAGCCCUUCCCUGGCACGAACAAGUUCCAACAGGUGUGUUGCCCAGUGCGUUCGUGCUGCCUGUGGAAUUGUCGGCAACUGUGCACCCGUGUCCCGAGCGACUACUGUACUAGCCAUGUACUUUCGAUAACCAGGGACAGACCACUGGCGGAUCUGCUUUCCGUACACGGCCAACCCCAAAAAGGUGAAGGGACAUGCGAGAGAGGCUAUUCCAGCGGUGAUGAAGCAGUUCGGAAGUCCCGGCGUUGACCACCAUGACGUAAUGGCGUAGCUGAAUCCAGAUCCAAUCGUGUUGCGGAUCAGCAUUAUUGACACAAUUGUCUCUCCGG